GGGCGCUUUGUCAGACAACUCCCCUUCCUUCAGCCAGGUACUCGAUGAACACAUGAUACUAUACUUUUAUAUAACUUUAACUACGGAAAGCGAAGAUAUGGCUGAAUCGGAUCUAACAAUAAGAACAUUUAUUAUUUAUGCUAUUGGGACACUAAUUGCUUUAAAAGUGAUUAGUGUACUCUGGAGCUUUUGUCAUCGCAGAGUAUUCGCCUGUUAUAUGACCCGUCUUAUCAGCCCGGGCUUGGAAGAAUUGUUAGCGGAGUUCAAACGCGAGAUAUUCGAGGACCUGCCUGAUGUGGAGAAGAGACUAAAAACAGAUGGCCUAACAAUCCUUGAAAUUGGAGUUGGAUCUGGAGUUAAUUUUAAGUUUUAUCCAAAGGGUAGCACUGUCUAUCCAUUAGAUCCAAACCCACAUUUUAACCAGUAUCUAGAAGAGAAUAUAGAAAAAAAUAAGCACGUGAAUGUGAAACCGUUCGUUGAAUGUUAUGGUGAAGACAUGACUGCCCAAGUUGCUGACAAAUCUAUUGAUGUUGUAGUGAGUACAAUGACUUUGUGUUCCGUGCUGGACAUAGCAGCAGUCCUUCGUGAGGUCAGACGUGUCUUAAAAUCUGGUGGCAAAUUCUACUUUAUUGAACACGUUGCUGAUACGAAGGGCACAUGGUUGUCUGUCUUCCAAGCAAUCGCAACUCAAGUUUACAAACGUAUUGCAGACAACUGUCACUGGAACCGCAAAACAUGGCUCUACAUCGACCGAGCAGGAUUUACAAGUGUUCAACACCGAAAACAGAGAAAAGCAAUACAUAUUUUGUUGUAUGGUUCAGCCACUAAGUAAAGCUACUUGUUUAAUUUCAUUUCCAGGGCAGAUCCAGAAAUUUCCAAAAGGGAGGUGUGCGAUCAAGAGACAACACUAACCUGGGGGGGGGGGGUUCAGGGGUACACCCCCACAGACAUUUUUGUUUUUUGAUGCCCGUAAAUAACCUCUGAGGCCAGUGUCGUAGUGAGCAGGUGACAUGGCCCCAGAACAAGAUAAUUAUCAGGCCUAAAAGGCACCUGAUUUUUGACCCAGAGACAGAGUCUUGGUGUGAUCUACUUAGGCGAAACUCUUAAUGCUCAUAUAUUCUGAGAUUUUUAAAAACAGAUCACAGCAUUUUAUUGCGUGUAAAUAUCUAUAAAAUAUUUGAAAAAAUAUUCAAGGAUAUUGAGAACAAAAUUUAGUCAUAUUUUAUAGUUUAGGGCUUUUAGAGAAUUUCAUGAGUCUGAUAUUUAUGUAUAAUAUUGACAGCAAUAAAACAAUCAUUGGCCUGAUUGCAGUAAAGUACUGCAAAUCUAAAAUGUAUUCAUGAAGUACGUAUUGACCCGACAUGAUUAAAAAAAAACUUGCAUGAUGUAGUAGAACCAACUUCAAAAUUUAAAAACAAAAAAUGUGGGUGCUGAUUUUUCAAUAGCUUUAGAUAUGCUUUCAAAGUAUUUUAGUGCAUCGUACUGUGUACGAAACAUACAUAGACCUAAGUAUGGUACCUGAAUGGAAGAAAAUAACCUUGAUUUUAUUUAGUGAAUAUGAAGUAGUUCUUUUUAGCUUUUUGUUUUUUUUAAAUUUUUUGUUUGUUUUUUUAUUUUUUAAAUUUAUUUUUUUGUUUUUUUAGUCCUCCUACUAGCAGUGUUUAGUGAUAUGUAAUAGAUAAGUUGUAAUUGACUCUGCCCACAAUACUUAUCAACUUAUAAUAAAAUAAGUUGUAAUGAAUAUAUCUAUAAUUAUGGCCUCUAAAACCUAAUGUUAUUAUUGAGGGGUUCUUUUAAAAUUUUAGUUGAAAUGUUUAUUAUUAUAAGUUAUAUGCUUAAAUCUACAAGCAUAUUGAACAGUUCCCACCCCGCACCCCCCCCUCCAUAGCUCCGGGCCCCAAUGCUUUGAACUGGCUGCACUGCCCAUACGUACGCCACUCUCUGCCCCCACCACCCCAAAGGAACUCCUUGCUGCUUUCAAUUAGUGAUUCGUCUAAUUUGCUUUUAUUUAAGAAAAAUUUUGAGCAUUUCUUCUAUAAUUUUAAAUGCGCUAUUAUAAAUCUUCAGUUUGAUGUGGCUAUUCUGUAGGUUGUAUGUGAAGAGAUACAAUAUGAAUAUCAGUAGAGUUAGUAAAUUUUUUUUUUACACUUGUUUUGAUGUGGCUCUGUUCUAAUACUUAAGAAUAUACUUCAGGCAAUAAAUCAACUUUAUAUUUCAAAAAAUUAGCAAUAAAUACAGUACUACUUUUUACAAUCUGUUCAGCCAAAAAGUGCCAAAAUGGCUAAAUUUCCCCUUUCUUUAGCAGUAAAUAUUCCAUUAUUUUAUCAUUUUAUAUAUAUAUAUAUCUAUAUAUAUGUAUAUGUAUAUAUACAUAUAUAUAUAUAUGAUGAUGAGGCCUGGAAGGCCGAAACGGAUCCGUCUGCAGAUAUUGG
Molecule: messenger RNA, 2432 nt
Organism: Anneissia japonica
Lineage: Eukaryota; Metazoa; Echinodermata; Crinoidea; Comatulida; Comatulidae
Product: methyltransferase-like protein 7B
Exons: 2
Coding region: 53-832 (259 amino acids)
Molecular function (GO): S-adenosylmethionine-dependent methyltransferase activity
Source: RefSeq, a predicted model, not a curated record